Brienomyrus brachyistius is the source of this 3242-nucleotide messenger RNA. RefSeq names its product stum, mechanosensory transduction mediator homolog (gene stum). The transcript has 2 exons. Lineage: Eukaryota; Metazoa; Chordata; Actinopteri; Osteoglossiformes; Mormyridae. The record is from RefSeq and is a predicted model, not a curated record. The coding region runs from base 156 to 608 and encodes 150 amino acids.
CUCAAGUCCGCUCGAAGGAGGUGGCGGUGGGAGUGACAGUGCUUACUCCCAGUCCGCUCUGCACAGUUGGACAUCUCUACUGGAGUACCGUCGCUUUUACUUCUGCGGGGUCACACCAGCAAGACCGAUCGGAGGACAAAGAGCAGUUUCCUGAGAUGGACCAGAAAGACACGGAGAUGAACGAAAAAGGAGUGUCUUCUUCCACGAGUGGAGUUGUGGUCCAAGUACGGGAGAAAAAAGGAGUUCUGCGCGCGGCGAUACCGUGCAUGCCUUUUCCUGUAGCGGUCAUUUGCCUCUUCCUCAAUACAUUCGUACCUGGAUUAGGUACCUUCGUCUCAGCCUUCACGGUGCUGUGUGGCGCGCGGACGGACCUCCCCGACCGGCACGUCUGCUGCGUUUUCUGGCUAAACGUCGCCGCCGCCUUCAUACAAAUCCUCACAGCCAUCGUUAUGGUGGGGUGGAUCAUGAGCAUAUUCUGGGGCAUGGACAUGGUUAUACUGGCAAGUACGUGUCAUACUGUCUCACCACUCGCAUGGCAGCCUAGCAUAAGUAUUACACUUCCUACAUUAUCAUUGUAUUUUAAUCAUAUUAUUAUAGCUAGUGUAUAAUGUAUGUGUGAAUGCUGUGGGUUAUUCUCUGCCCUGGUCCAUGUUUCCAGGAUAGAUCUCCAGGCCCCUGCAAGCCUGUGUAGGAUUAGUGCAUAUAGACAAUGGAUGGAUGAAUUGUUAUUGUACCUAAACCAUUGUAAUCUGUAUGGUCAUGUGAUUAAGAAACUGAAACUGAUUGGUGAACUUCAGGUGAAUCGAAUUAUGAAUCAGUCAUCAGAAGUGCAAUAGCAGUUUCUGGCAUGCAGGGCUGCGAGCCGCAGUGCUGGGGUGCGGGCGCGAUAUGACAUUUCACAUAUUUAUUUAUAAACAGAAAUUAGGUCAGUCGUCUCUUUUUGCCCUUCACUUUGGGAAUUCCAAAGGUCAUCCAGAGGAAGAUGAAGCUACGUUUCGUGCCGUACAAUUUGUUUUGGAAGUGGAAUUUGGAAAUGUAUUUUUGCCGUAACUUUGGGGCUGACAGGGGGAACAGUGGUUAAUUAUGUUACUUUUCUUAAAGAUGGUGAUGUUGUGGGUGGGUCACUUCAAGCCUCUGGGACUGGAAGACUCCACCUGGGAUCCAUGUGUGGGGUUUGCAUGUUCUCCCCGUGUCAUACUGUGGUUUCCUCCGGGUUCUCCGGUUUCCCCCUACAGUCCAAAAACAUGCUGAGCUUAAUUGGAGUUCCCUAUUUAUAGGCGUGCGUGUGUGAGUGAAUGGUGUGUGAGUGUGCCCUGUGAUGGGUUGGUGCCCCAUCCUGGGCUGCUCCCUGCCUCUGGAAUAGGCUCCGGACCCCCCACGACCCUACAUGGGACGUGCAGUUUUGGAAAACGGAUGGAUGGCAGUGUUCCCACGAUCAGAAUGGCUCACAUUACAUCCUCUCGUCUCUUGAGAGUGUCUCUGCUGAUUCAGUCCACAAAUCAGUCGGUUAAAAUAAACACCCAAAUGUAACGAUUAUUUCCAUUGUUAUAUAAACACCACGAUCUGUUUGCACAGUGAGAGGACUGGAUGGUUUUAUCUGUCACUUGUGCCACUUUUUCUAUAAAUAAAAGUGCCGAUUCAGGCAAAUGAUAGUGACCGUAAAGUGACGUCACGCUCGUAUUUUUUAUGCUUCCUUUUGCGUAAAGAGCUGUCAGGCCCAAAAAAUCACAUAAAAAGAUAAUAAACAGGCAAUGAAGGAAACGCUUGGCAAUGUUGCUUUUCCUAAACUUGAAUUGCGCUGAGAUUUGUAGUAUGCAGGCUGACUAAAUGACAAGAGAGAGACAACAAAGGAGGAACUAUUGAAAUGGACUGACAUUUAUGACGCGUCUUCGCUUCUGUGCUGAAAUAUAAUAUUAGCCGUUAUAUUUAUAAAGCAAUAUCUCAGAGUUCGCACCAACCCUUGAUGCAUUUGGAAAUGUAACAGCAAUAGAAUGACUGGGAAGAAGAGGAGUUUAAAGUAUGUGGGACCCAGUCUGCCAACCAUGUGAAUGAUGUAUUCGGUCCAAUGGGCACGUCUGCCAGCAGACUCGGUAGACAGACGGAGGUUGCUUGCAUUGUCGGUUAUUGUCGUGUGCAUAAUGUGAAGAGGAAAUGGAAUGUGCCAGUAUUGCGGUUUUGUGAAUUGUGUUUAGAUCUAUAGUAUGUUAUCAGCACCUAAACGAUGCAGGAGUGCAUUAUAUCUGUCCAUUUUCUAGCCGCUUAACCUGGUCAAGGAUGCGAUGGGGCCUGGAGUUUAUCCCAGGAAGCGUAGGGCGCACGGCUGGGGUGCACGUUGGGCAGGGCACAAGUCCUCACAAACACUACAGGCGUCGUAUGAAGCUGUGUAAUAAUGCUGCAUCUCGUACUUUUUCAUGGACAGCAUCUGCUGCUGCCACGUCUAUAUAACUUCAGGCUUGUUGUGCCGAGUGCAUAGCAUGGUGCAGGGGAACGUCCUGGACGGGAUGCCAGUCCGUCUCAGGGUAACCACACACACACACACACACACACACACACACACACAUACACGCAGACACACACGCUGUACUGCACAAGCGCUUGGAAGGCGUAUGGGCGCAGAGACCAGCGCUUGGUUUGGAGGGAGUUGUGUUUUAACACCAAGAUGAGUUUAUAGCAUCACAAACAACUUUAAUUGUUCCAAUUUUUGCUUUAAGUCCCCAUUUCCGAUUAUGUUCCACAGCCAGCAGCCAUUUUUGGAGAUUAAAAACCUGCUGGGCUUUCUGGAAUAAAAAAGCUUUCACUCGUUAUGGAAUAUAUUUGUAUAUGUAUUUGAGAACAAAAACAUUUGGCAUUACUUCACAGUGUGUGAAAGUUUUAUGCUUAUGGGAUAAAGAGUGAAUGGGUUUUAGUCAGCAGAAUAUGUGUCAAUAUCUCCUUUUGAGAUCCAGUUUCCUUUUGUCAUUAAGAUGCACGAAUAUCAGUGUACAAUAUAUUAAUAUACAAAUAAAAAUACAUAAACACACAUAUAUUAAGUAUUAAAGUCAUUUUAUUCAUCCAUCCAUUUCCUUUACCUGCUUGACCUGUGCAGAGGUGCAGGAUUGGGCACCAACCCAUCGCAACACACACACACACACACACACACGCACACGCACACACACACACACACACACCAUUCACACACAAACACCAUUCACACACACAUGCAAGGCAAAGAAUAACCCAGGAUGGGGCACCAACCCAUCGCA